Molecule: messenger RNA, 318 nt
Organism: Marmota flaviventris (yellow-bellied marmot)
Lineage: Eukaryota; Metazoa; Chordata; Mammalia; Rodentia; Sciuridae
Source: RefSeq, a predicted model, not a curated record
AUGUCUUCGCUUUCAGAAUAUGCUUUGCACAUGACUCUGAGUGCCCGGCUCUUGGGUGAAGUUUCCAGGCCAACUGAUUCCAAAUCCAUGAAAAUAGUGAAACUAUUCAGUGAGCAGCCAUUGGCCAAGAGGAAGGAGACAUAUGACUGGUACCCAAAUCACAACACAUAUUUUGCCCUCAUGGGCAGACUGCGUUUUCUUGGCCUGUACAGAGAUAAGCAUCAGGAUUUUAAGGAUGAGCAAAAGUGUCUAAAGAAGCUUCUUGGAAAGGGGAAACCAAAUAAAGGAGAAGGGAAAAGAGCAACAAAAAAGAAGUAG